Messenger RNA from Gekko japonicus, 1121 nucleotides. RefSeq names its product phospholipase B1 (gene PLB1). Gene Ontology annotation, cellular component: brush border membrane. The record is from RefSeq and is a predicted model, not a curated record. The transcript has 8 exons. Gene Ontology annotation, biological process: phospholipid metabolic process. The coding region runs from base 24 to 830 and encodes 268 amino acids. Lineage: Eukaryota; Metazoa; Chordata; Lepidosauria; Squamata; Gekkonidae. Gene Ontology annotation, molecular function: retinyl-palmitate esterase activity; A2-type glycerophospholipase activity; phosphatidylcholine lysophospholipase A1 activity.
UCAAAGGAGAGUGUGGGGGUGACAUGGGUGACACACAGCCACAUUUCUCACCACACAUGGUUGUCAGCAAAGAUGGAGGAGAAAGACAGGAGACUUAUUCAGUGGAAAAAUAUGUACAACACCUCCAAGACUCCCUUGAUAUCCUUUACGCAGAGCUCCCUCGGGCCUUUGUCAACGUGGUAGAGAUAAUGGAGCUCACUGGGCUGCGUCAGAUAGAAUGGGAAGCAUCCGGAUGUGUUCUUUCAGGGAUAAGCCUAUGUCCAUGCUUUCUAAACCCUCAGGCAAAUCCCUUCGAACUGCAAGAAAUGCAAAGAGUGAACAGAGACUUCCAGGAGAGAAGCACAAUGAUGAUCAAUGGUGGUCGCUAUGACAAGCGGGAAGAUUUUGCCAUUGUUGUGCAGCCAUUUCUCCGAAAUACCAACAUGCCACUGGACAGAGAUGGGAAACCAGAUCUGAGUUUCUUCGCUGUGGACUGCUUCCAUUUCUCUGCAAGAGGCUAUGCCAGCAUGGCCACGGCACUCUGGAAUAACAUGCUGGAGCCAGUUGGACAGAAGCGGUCCUACAAUAACUUUACUUAUGAAAGGUCAACGCUCACAUGUCCAACCUCAGAACACCCUUUUCUUUUCACAUCAAAGAACAGUGGAUGGCAGAGUUCAGGAAGCCCGUCAGAGAACAACGGAGCUGUGGUCCCUUACUGGGCUGUGAUUGUGGCAGUAACAGCUGGAAUCUUGGCAGGCUCCCUGAUGGUUUGGGUUUUGAUGGCUCCACGAGCCCGCAAACACCCACAGGCAGGCAAUGCAGCAACUGCAGAGAAAUCAUCAUCAUUUUAAAUUUGCACCUGCACCAAGGAGACCUAGCAUAAUAUCUUCCUCCGGUGACAUGAGGAGAGCUUAGCUGCAGCUUUACGUAGGCUAUUUUUAAGUCAAAUGUUUCCAUCUGAAAGUAGAAGAGACAUCAGUCCAUGCCUACCACCCCAGACUUCUCAGAAACUGAUGACAGACCAGAGAUGAAAGUAUGUGAUUAUAUAUAAGGACAUUAUACCUCAAAAACUAAAGCAAGAAAAUUUCAAAUUUAUCAGCAUUAUUUGAUUACAAAUAAGAUAUUCCUACUAUAAUGGAAAU